This is a messenger RNA of Phoenix dactylifera (date palm), 762 nucleotides long. RefSeq lists its product as uncharacterized. The record is from RefSeq and is a predicted model, not a curated record. Lineage: Eukaryota; Viridiplantae; Streptophyta; Magnoliopsida; Arecales; Arecaceae.
UCUCACCGCUACUCUGAUCUUGAAUUAUUUAAAUAUAAAAAGGGUACUGUGGCGAGUGACAAUUGGACUUGGUCUCUCUAAUAAUUUCUCCCAGCUGACGGCGAGCGGCCAAACGAAGCAUCGAGGGAGAGAGCGCGCGCGCGAGCUGCUUCGAUGGAGAAGUACUUCGGGAACCCUUAUCGCGGCGAUCCGGGCGUCCCCCACACGGACCCGGAUCGGUUCGUGAACAUCUGGAUCGGAUCCUUCGCCUUCUCCGCCCUCACCUGGUUCGAUCCCUACAUGUGGAAUCUCUCCAACCAGUUCAAUUGGCAUGAUAAGGCCAUGAUGUUUGAACACUACCACUGGAAGAAAGCAAUGGAGAAGAACCAGCCAUACCAGUUCAAGUGGAACCAGUACAUGAGCAAACCAUUGCGCGAUUCAUACUACUACAACUGGCCCGUUUACUUCCCCUAGCUGCAUCACUUCUACUUUUUUUUUUAAUUAGAUAUUGGUCAUUUUGAACUUUCUAUGUAAAUCGGAGAUCAUGUUACCAAUUUAUUCAGCUAUGUGCGCGGUAGUUUCUGCUGUUAAUAAUCUAUUUCUCUUUCAUUUACUGGGAUAUCGAAAUGCAUAAAUGCAACGACUUAAAGAUUUGAAAGGGAGAUAUAAUUGGUGGCUUCUAACCAGAUAUAAUUGGUCCAUGGCAACAAUUUUACUAAGUCCAUGGUAACAAUUUUCUGUAUGAGUGAUUUUGAAUAGUUCUUUACAAUUUUACUGUUUUUA